AUGGAAUUACACGUGUGGGGUUAUGACAAUGAAAUAUCCGUGAUAGAGCCUGAGUGCUUAGCAAGCGCAUGGUUAUUACAAUCAUUGGAUAUUUCUUUCAAGAUAGUGACAUCGAACAAUACCAAUAUAUCACCAACGCAUUCUCUUCCACUUUUAAUCGAUGAAGAGCAAAAAAUAGCUGGGUACUCUAGCAUUUUCAAAUUCGUGUCGAAGAAACAAGAGAAGAAGAAGAAUAACUUAAUAGAAUUUGCAUUGAUUUCUUACAUAACUGAAAACUUUAAACCAUUGAAUCAAUAUAACUUGUACAUAAAAUCUGAUAACUACGAAAAAUACACCAGAAAGUUGUUCAAAAAUUAUUUUCCGUUUCCCAUGAUGUACAACCAACCGUUGAAAUUUUAUUAUGGUGCGCAAGAACUUGUGAGUACGGUUGGGUUGAAGUCUGAAGGGCAGGGAUUUUUCAAUUUUAACGGUUCUGGGGCGAAUGUUGCGGAAACGGAAAUGGUGAACGAAAGUACUACAGACGACGUUGCCAUUUCUUCGUUACAUGAGAAGCAAUUGAUAUCAAAGUCGAAGCAGAGGAAGAACCUUACUGAGGCAAGGUAUACUUUGAAGUGUUUGACAUUGAUGGAAGAACACAUGAAUCACAUAUUGAAAGUAUAUAGUAGUGAAAGUGGUGGUACUAGGAAAGAAGAGCCAGAGGUGCAAGAAGAGCAAGAAGAGCAAGAAGAAAAUGCAAAAAAUGAAGAAAAAGACGAAAGCAAAGAAAAUACAAACAUAAGUGUGAAUCUAAGUGACAACUUUGGUAUUGGGAAGUUUAUCGCCAGUGAUAUGCUCCUCUUUGCCUAUAUCUAUUCAUUGACAUUUAAAGAAUUACCCAGUACUUUCAUACUAAACUUUAUGAGAACAAAAUUUUCAAGUUUCACCAGUGAAGCGCUCAAGCAUAUUACCCAAUUGAAUGAGAACCUUGGCGAUACCUUGUACAAAAAGCCAGAGAGUUCGGAAAUACCCAAUCUAUGGAAUGAAUUAGUAUAUGUUACCAAACAGUUCGUUUAG
Messenger RNA from Dujonia railenensis, 1053 nucleotides. The record is from the annotation of a GenBank genome assembly. NCBI's taxonomy places the organism in Eukaryota, Fungi, Ascomycota, Pichiomycetes, Serinales, Debaryomycetaceae.